Phytophthora sojae is the source of this 978-nucleotide messenger RNA. RefSeq lists its product as hypothetical. Lineage: Eukaryota; Oomycota; Peronosporomycetes; Peronosporales; Peronosporaceae. The transcript is spliced from 4 exons. The record is from RefSeq and is a predicted model, not a curated record. Bases 1 to 978 code for a protein of 325 amino acids.
AUGAGCAUCCGGGUGCAUAACUCGGAGCACUUCGAGGAGCUUCGCCAAAGCGCGUUGAGCAGCUCGUCCCUGUCGUCGAAGUCCCGCUCGACGGUCUCUCCAUCAACCAAUGCCAGCGGUAAAAUGACAGCCUCGGCUCUCUCAAAGGAGACCCACAUGAAACGCAUGGCUAUGAAGCACGAGCUGUACAUGAAGGAGCAGGAAGCUAUGGAGAAGAAGCUCGCGGAGACCAUCGCCGAGAACAUCCAGCGACAAAAGAGCAAGAAGGAGGGACAGUAUUUGAAGCUGCAGCAGGACGUCGAGGAUGGCAAAAUCCUCGCGAAGGAGCUCCAGGAGAAGCUGGAGCUGCAGCAGCAGUCCAGGGCUCGGCAAUUUUCUCGCAUGCACGAGGAGUGGACCAAUGAGGUCUACCACAAGCUCAACGACCCGAUUCUGGCUAAAGUUCACGCUAUGGACGGCAAGCAGCGAAGUGCCGAGAAGGCUGAGGCGUACCAAAAGUUCCUGGACAUCACCAACAAGAAGGGCGGCCUCUUCCGCGACAUCAUCAUCGAGAGCGAGUACAACCCGCUGAGCGACGCCAAGUUCCUCAACCACCGAGCCAGACUGGACGACCCGAUGAAGCGCGUGAUUCGCCGACGUGAAGAAGAGGACGCGAUCGCGCGAGACGGUGCCAGUAUGUCCGACGAGAGCGGCACAGACCACAAGGCGCUAAACGAGCAGUACGUUGGUCGUGCUGACAAUCUGGACGUGAAACUCUGGUCCAAGGGCGUGUACGAGAGCACGCCGUACGGCUACUUCCACAACAUGAUGAGCAGCACCUCCAGCUCGGAAGGAUCCAAGACGUACGCGUCACGCGUGAAACUGGAUCACUACAGUAUCGAAAAGGGUCCCGAGGUCCUCCGCCAGGAACAGCCAAGGGGCAAGCGUACUAACUUUGACGGACACAAACUACCAAAGACCACGAUCCAACUUACAUAA